AUGCUGUCUCAUCAUAUUUUGUAUCUUUUUUUAUCAAUUGUAUAUUUCACAAAUUGUCAAUCAAUAAUACGUAUUGGAAUUAUCGAUGAUAAUGUUAAUCCUAAAGAAUUUGUUAAUAUAAAAAUACCGAAUAAAAAUUUUUGUGGACGAAAAGAUUUAAAUUUACAAUUAUAUUGGAUAAAUACAUCAAAUUCAUUAUCUUAUCUUAUAAAUAAACUUGAAUUUGAACAAAAUUUUACAAAUAUUUAUAUAACACGUACAGCAAAAUUUUCUACACAAUUAAUUCAAGAUUUUUGUGAAAUUAAUCAGAUUCCAUUUAUUAAUAUGAAAGCACAUGGAAGUAAAACAAUGUUAUGUUCAUUAACGAAAUCAUUUACUCAAGAUUAUUAUUUUAUGCCUAAUAUUCUUCAAGUAUUAUUUAAUUAUUUAAAAUUUAAUCUUGUACAUAAAGCUGCAUAUAUCUAUGAUCAUGACGAAUCAACACAUAGAAUUUAUGAAUUACUUAGAUUAAUGAAUAGUGAUGAAUAUUUUAAUGAUUUUAGACUUGAUAUUCGUACAACACGUUAUGAAGAUAUUUAUUCACUUUUAUAUAGUAUUGAAUCACAUUCUUUACAUAAAGAUCAAUUACCAAGUUAUAUUUUACUUGAUCUGUAUUCUUAUGAUAAUUAUGAAAUAAUGUUUGAUAAAAUUUCACAUAUGGGACUUACAAGUAAUUCUUAUCAAUAUAUAAUUGUAUCAACAUUUGAUGCUUGUCUAUGGAUGAAUAAACUUAAUUUUACUGGUCUUUUAAUUUAUUUUGAUUAUCAACAACGUGAUUGUAACAUGGAUUAUAAACCAACAAUAAAUACCUAUGAUUAUUCACGUUUAUCGACAAAUUCUAAACGUAAUACAUCAUAUUAUCGAUCAACAUUAUCAUUUCGUCAUGAUUCCGAUUCAGAUAAAUUAUUAAAUUCAACUUCUUCACUGACAAAAAAUACUUCAUUAUCAUUAUUAUCAUCAAAUGAUACAAAUCUAUCAUUAAAUUUAUGUGAUAAUAAAAUAAAUAUAAAUAAAGAAUAUUUUUCAUAUUCAUAUUUUAAUUCGAAAUUAUCAAAAUCAUCACAAUUAUAUGCACGUCCUUUAUUUGAUUCAUUAAAUUUAAUUAUACAAAUACUUACUUCAAAUUUACUCGAUUGUAAAACAUAUCGUUUAAAAGAAAUUCAAAAUGAAACAAUCCCAUGUAAUUUUGCUGAUGUGAAUGUUUUUUCAACAAGAAAAUCAUCUUCAAAUCAAUUUAAAAAACAAAUUGAACUUAUAGGACGUUAUUCAACUAUGAAUAAUGUUUAUCAAUCAUGUCAAAUAGAUAAACAAAAAGAUUUAACACCAAAAGAAAAAACUUUAACAUCAAAAAUUUAUUAUAUAACUAGUUUAUUUGAUGAACCUUUUCUUAUGUUACGUAAAAAAACAGUUUUACAUGUAAAUUAUACUCGAAUACAACCAGAUUUAAAUGAAUUACGUGGUCAGAUGUUUAAUUUUGAUGAAGUUGAAGGUUUUUGUGUUGAUUUGGCAAAACAAGUUUGUUCAGUUUUAAAUAUAACAUGUCAAUUUCGUAUUGUACAAGAUGGUAGUUUUGGAAGUAAAAAUGCAACAACAGGCAUUUGGAAUGGAAUGGUUGGUGAAAUUGUCUCUCGAAAAGCAGAUAUGGCUAUUGCACCGCUAACGAUUAGUCAAAAACGUAUGGAAGUCGUUGAUUUUAGUAAACCAUUUAUGAAUUUAGGUAUCUCUAUUAUGAUUCGUAAGCCUGAUGCACAAAAACCAGGUGUUUUCUCCUUUAUGAAUCCUGUAUCAAUGGAAAUAUGGUUAUGUUUUUCAUUGUCAUAUUUUGCUGUUAGUGUUGUUCUUUUUUUAACAUCAUGUCUUGUUAAUACUGGUUGGCGACGACGUGUUGUUCGACGACCAUCCUAUCGUUCAUUUUCAUAUCCAAAAAGUGUUAAUGAUCGACGUAAAAGUGUGAGUCAUUCUCAACGUCAAAAUCGUGAUUCAAAUUUUUCCGAAUCAUCUGUUGAAUUACCAGUAUCAGCUCGAGCAUCAUUACGACGUCGAUCACGUUCUCGAACACGACCUCCACCUGCUGUUAUUCAACCUACAUCAGGUUUUAAUUCAGUUAAAAAACGAAAAAUUAAGAAAAAUGAUGAAAUAAAUGAAGAAUCAAUUCAUUUAUUUGGAAUAUCUAAUGCACUCUUUUUUUCAUUUGCAUCAUUUAUGAGGCAAUCAAUUAAUCUCGUACCAAAAUCAUUUUCUGGUCGAAUUGCAGCUAUAUCAUGGUGGUAUUUUUCAUUAAUUUUUGUUUCAUCAUAUACAGCUAAUCUUGUCGCCUUUCUAACUGUGGAAAAAUUAGUUACACCAAUUGAAAGUGUUGAAGAUCUUGCUAAACAACAAGAAAUAAAAUAUGGUUCAUUAUUAAAUGGUACAACAUCAGCAUUUUUCGAAAAAUCAAAUGUAACUGUUUUUCAACAUAUGUGGAUAAUGAUGCAACGAAGUUCAUCGGAAGUAUUUGUUACAACAAAUGACGAAGGUGUAGCAAAAGUACGAAGUUCAAAAGGAAGAUACGCCUUUUUCAUUGAAUCAACAAAAAAUGAAUAUGUUAAUGAAAGAUUACCAUGUGAUACAAUGAAAGUUGGUUCGGAUCUUGAUUCCAAAGGUUAUGGAAUAGCAACAAGAUUAGGUUCUGAUUUAACUGAAGCAAUCGAUAUAAUUAUUAGUAAUUUACGUGAAUCAGGAUUUUUAGAUAAGCUCAAACAACGUUGGUGGUAUGAACGUUCCGAAUGUUCACAAAGUUCAAAAGAUAAACGUUUUAGUGAAUUGAGUCUCUCAAGUGUAACUGGUCUUUUUUAUAUAUUUCUAUUUGGUAUUAUUCUAUCAUGUGUUAUUGCUUUUACGGAAUUUUUAAUUACAGCAAAAACUGAUUCCGAAACAUUAAAUAUGGGUUUUCGAGAAAUUCUUCGAAUUAAAAUGAUUGAAAAUAUGAUUGGUAUUACAAUUAGUACACAACGACAACUUGAAUUUGGACGAGUUGAUAAUGAAUGUAAUUAUGAAUAUAAUACUGAAGAACAUGAAGAAAUGAUCAAGCCUCCUCCUCCUCCUAUAGAAUAUCAAAUACAAAAACCUCAAACUGAUGUAUAA
Adineta steineri is the source of this 3162-nucleotide messenger RNA. The record is from the annotation of a GenBank genome assembly. Lineage: Eukaryota; Metazoa; Rotifera; Eurotatoria; Adinetida; Adinetidae.